Osmerus eperlanus (European smelt) is the source of this 8579-nucleotide messenger RNA. It is a transcript of the gene ptpn13, whose product is annotated as protein tyrosine phosphatase non-receptor type 13. Lineage: Eukaryota; Metazoa; Chordata; Actinopteri; Osmeriformes; Osmeridae. The record is from RefSeq and is a predicted model, not a curated record. Gene Ontology annotation, molecular function: phosphatidylinositol 3-kinase regulatory subunit binding; protein tyrosine phosphatase activity. Gene Ontology annotation, cellular component: cytoskeleton; nucleus; cytoplasm. Bases 358 to 8028 code for a protein of 2556 amino acids. Gene Ontology annotation, biological process: peptidyl-tyrosine dephosphorylation. The transcript is spliced from 49 exons.
GGGAAAGAAUGCUUCUCAGGAGCAAUGGUUACUAGGCUGAUCCCGAGCAAACUGAAAGCCGCACAUAAUCCCGCGACAGUUUUGAUAUAUUUUUAGCGCUACGAAUUAUUACUUUUUUCCAAAUGGUUUAAUUACAUGGAUUAUAGAAACUACUUCAUUGUUUUGGGGGAUUUUUUUGUACUCUACUAGGACCUCGAGACAAACCUGUUGCCUAUUCGACAGCUCAGCUGCAGUCAACUUCAAGAUGUUCUAUUGUGGAUGGGGUGACGCGCAGUCUCGUUACUUUACACUUCUGUAGUGAAAUUGGAGUGCCUAUCUUUCGUUCAGUUUCAAAGGUCUCAUCAUUUGACUGGGAAGAUGCACGUGUCUCUGGCUGAAGCUCUGGAGGUGCGAGGGGGUCCACUGCAGGAGGAGGAGGUCUGGGCUGUACUCAGUCAGAGUGCAGAGAGUCUUCAGGAGCUUUUCCGCCGAGACCCUGCAGCGCUGGGCUUCAUCAUCUCCCCCUGGUCCCUGCUGCUCAUGCCCUCGGGCAGCAUCUCCUUCACAGAUGAGAACGUCACCCAGCAGGACCUGAGGGCCUUCACGGCCCCGGAGCUGCUCGAGGGCCUCACCCUGGCCUCCGUCUCCGACAUAGAGAAGAUGCACAUGUACUCACUUGGGAUGACCCUCUUUUGGGGAGCCGAUUAUGAAAUCCCUCAAAGUCAGCCCAUGAAGCUGGGGGAGCACCUCAAUAGCAUGCUGCUCAACAUGUGUGACGACACAACGCUGAGCCGCAUGUCUGUGAGGACCGUCCUGGACGCCUGCAGCACUCACAUCCGGAGCUCCAGCUGUGAGCCCUCCUUCUCCUACAUCAGGAAGCUGGUCCGCUUGGUGCUCGGUAGUCUAUCCCAGCUGGAUGGUCUGAUGUCACAGAGUGAGAGGGAAUCUCUACCAGAGCGGAGUAAGGAGAUUCGGGACAGGCUUCGAGGAAAAGGCCUCCCCUCAGGGAGGAGUGCGGCCCCGAGGGUGCUGGAGCGCUAUCGGGCCAGAACGCAGGAGCAGGCCUCCCUUAACCGUGGCCUGAGUCGCUCCAUGGGGUCGCUGCCCAUCCAGGACCUGCUGAGGGCCGAGGAGGGGGCGACAGCCCCGCAGUACCCCCCUUCAGACUACUACCACCCGGGCUCAGAGUCCUCCGCAGAGCUCUAUCCCCACCAGAACCAACACCACCACCCCCAGCAGAGAGGCAGGCCAGUGGAGCUGGACCGCAGAUCUCUUCCCUACCAAGGCACCAGCAAAACGUGGGCCUCCUCCAUGGACCUGGCCCGCAUCGACCCUGACGUGUUGCGCUUCGGGGCCCUGGAGGACGCCAGGCGGGGCAGCAGCGCCCUCAGCACGCGCUCGGCGGGCAGACACAAGUCAGCCUCGCGCGUCUCCAGGGACAGGGAGUCCUGUUACUCUGAGUUUGGGGGCCUGGAGGCCAGGAAGCUGGCUCACCACCACUCGGCCAUGUCGGUGAGCUCGGCUGUGACCAGCGCCUACGACAGGCUGAAGGAGAGGCAGAGGAAGCUGCAGGUGCUGCGGCAGGCCAUGGACGACCCCAUCCACACCCACCGCAGGUACCAGAGUGACUACAGCUCCUCCAGUGAGAGCCCCUCGGUCGCCUCCUCCGACCCCGAGUACAGACAAGGUAGCAUCUGCUGGGCUAAGAAACCAGAGGAGGCGAGGAGAUACAGCUCCCAGGCUGCUCUGUCAGAGCAAGACGCCUCGCCGCUCUCUGCCCUCAACACACACAGACACAGGCUGCAUGAGGGCGCUGCAGACGAGGGCCUGGCGGGGGCGGAGCUCCUGCUGCAGCGGCAGGAGGAGGAGGUCCACAGGCUCCAGGCUCACCUGGCCCACCGCCUGUCCCGGGCCAACCUGUACCCUGGGGACGAGCCCCUGAGCCUGAGCCUGCCACGCACCUCCAUGCUGGACCUCCGGGACCCACUCAGCACCUCCGCACACCGCAAGGCUAAGAAUUUCUUUGGUCCUGAGUUUGUGAAGAUGACCAGUGAGCCGUGUGUGCCUUUGAUGGUUCCAGCAUCAAUCAUGAACAAGCGAGGGAAGCCAGAGGAGGUGCAGAGGAAGGUGGGGGUGAUCCUGCUGAGUGGCCAGAAGCUGGAGCUCAGCUGUGACGUCAAGGCCGUGUGCAAGGACGUGCUGGACAUGGUGGUGGCCCACAUCGGCCUGGUGGAGCACCACCUCUUCAGCCUAGCCUACCUCAGAGAUAACGAGUUCUUCUUCGUGGAUCCUGAUGCCAAGCUCUCCAAGGUGUCCCCGGAGGGCUGGAAGGAGGAUCCCAAGAAGAAGAAAGUGGAUGUCCCCUUUAAUCUGUUCCUACGCAUCAAGUUCUUCCUGAAUGAUGUCAACCUCAUACAGCACACCAUGACAAAACACCAGUACUACUUGCAGCUGAGGAAGGAUAUCCUGGAGGAGAGGGUGCGCUGCGACUCUGAGAAUGCCAUGAUGCUGGCAUCCCUGGCACUGCAGGCAGAGUUUGGUGACUACCAGUCUGAGAUCCACGGAAAGACCUAUUUUAGAUUAGAGCACUACCUUCCCGCCUCAAUCCUAGACAAGAUCGACCAGACAUCUAUCAAAGAAGAACUGCCCAAACUUCACAACACCUACUACGGGGUCUCCGAGUCGGAAGCAGAGUUUGAGUUCCUGAAGGUGAGCCAGAGGCUGACUGAGUACGGCGUUCACCUCCACCGCGUCCUGCCUGAGAAGAGGUCCCAGACCGGCAUCAUGCUCGGGGUCUUCUCCAAGGGCAUGCUCAUCUUCGAGAUCCUCAACGCCAACCGCACCCCUGUGCUGAGGUUCCCCUGGAGGGAAACCAAGAAGAUCUCUUUCACUAAAAAGAAGAUCUGUCUUCAGAACACGUCGGACGGCAUCAAGCACCUGUUCCAGACGGACAGCAACAGGACCUGUCAGUACCUGCUGCACCUCUGCUCCGCCCAGCACAAGUUCCACCUGCAGAUGAAGGCCCGCCAGAACAACCAGGAGCUCCAGGAUCUUGAGAACUCCCCCCUGAGCAGCCUGCAGUACUCUCUAGGACCUGGGGACGUGGAGGGCUUGGGUCGGGCCCUGAGCUCCUCCAGCCUGGCUCCCAGCUCCUCAGCCCGCUCAGACCCCGACCACCCAAAGAGGAUCUCCUACUCCGAGAUGGCACUGAACAAGGCCCACGGCGGGCGGCUCCGCUCCCCAGACGAGCCCCUCUUCCCUGGCUUCACCGGUGCUGGAGUUGGUGCCCAGCCCUCCUCCAGGCUCCUGUCCCGCUCCCAUCACAACUUGGGCCAGGUGCCCGAGUCGCCCGAGCACCGGGUGGCCGUGGCGGCCCCAGCGGCGGGGCACUAUGGUAGCCAGAGCGGGCUGAACCGGGCCCAGCUCCUGGCCUCUCACCACCACAGAGCCAGCUCUGACACUGACUCCAUCUCUGUGUCCAACCAGCAGAACAUUGUGUUCGGCUCUCCAGUCCCAAGCAGCUGGAGCCUCAAGAGGUUCAAGAAGGAGUCCGACUCCUCCUCCAUGGAAGACUCCGGCCACGCCUAUGUAGUAGGAGUGAACAUGCAUAGCUCCGGUUUGCCCUCGACGCCUGCCUCGCUGUCCGUCAACAAUUCCCUAAAAAAGAAGCUGAACGCCUUGCCCUCCCUGGAGAGAGAAAUUACAACCAUAAAUCUGAAGAAGGAUGUGAAGUAUGGCCUUGGCUUCCAGAUCGUAGGGGGGGAGAACUCGGGCCGCGUAGACCUGGGCACUAUCGUCAGCUCCAUCACCCCUGGAGGGCCGGCUGAUGUCGACGGCUCCCUCAAGCCAGGGGACCGUCUCAUCUCUGUGAAUGAUGUGGACCUGGAGGGCCUGCCUCACUCCACAGCCAUACAGGUCCUCCAGAAUGCCCCUGACGACGUGACCCUGGUAGUCUCCCAGCCAAAGGAGAGGCUGUAUGAAGGGUCUCUCUCGGGGUGUGUUCCAUACGAGAGCAAGCCUCCUACUGUGUCCUACAGCCAGCAACAGGAACUGGACUUUGAGUCUUCCUCCUCCUCCGAGCAGGCAGACAGAGGCAGUCCCAGCCCGCCUCCCCCCAGCGAGCCCACCCCCCCCUCGAGAUCCCCGGUCCAACAGCGCGACGACAACCUCGGCUCGGAAGACUCCAAAACCAACCCCGCCCCCACCCCUCCCCAGGUCCCUGUUAACGGCAUUCACCACAACCCGCCUACAGAUGGCGCCACAGCCCACGCUCCAGCGCUUGGUCUGGAGGCCGGCCCACCAGCCCUGCCACCCAAAACCAGGAAGCCCAAACCCCCCGAGGUUCCCAAAGACUCGGAGCACUCUGACAGAGGGGACUCUGACAUGGAUGAGAUGACUCAUCCCAGUAGUCAAGACAAGCUCAAAGUGAAAAAGGACUUAUCUCCCCACAGCCUCAUGGAAAAACUAAGUGGUAAUGACCCAGGGGUCAAUAGUCUCCAACCAGGAGAUCUAUUUGACGUUGAGCUGUCCAAAAAGGACAGCAGCCUGGGCAUAAGUGUCACGGUACUGUUCGGAAAGGGGGGGGUCAACACCAGUGUGAGACACGGGGGGGUGUAUGUGAAGGCCAUCAUCCCUAAAGGAGCUGCAGAACUGGACGGUCGGAUCCAGAAGGGGGACCGUGUGGUGGCGGUCAACGGGAAGAGUCUGGAAGGAGCUACUCACAGGCAGGCUGUGGAGACCCUGAGAGACACUGGACAGACGGUCCACCUGCUCCUGGAGAAGGGCCAGCUGCCUGUGGACAGCGUCCACGCCCCCCUGACCCCCAAGAGCACCCCACCCUGUGGGACCAAGGACCAGGCCCAGGCUCCAGAGCCCAAACUCAAACCCGAGUACAGCUUCAUAACAAAAGACAACGUGUUUGAGGUAGGCCUGCUGAAGAACUCGUCAGGUCUGGGCUUCAGCUUCAGUCGAGAGGAGAGCCCCCCCGACCAGCCCGCCGGCUCCAGCAUGGUCAGGGUGAAGAAGCUGUUCCCCGGGCAACCAGCGGCGGAGAGCGGCCUCAUCGACGUGGGCGACGUCAUCCUCCGUGUCAACCAGACGCCCCUGCGAGGGCUCUCGCAGCAUGAGGUGAUCUCAGCUCUGCGCGGGACGGGACGGGACGUGAUGCUGCAGCUCUGCAGACCCGAACACGGCCUCCUGCCUGAGAUGGACACCUCGGCUCAGACCCCCAUGUCGUCCCCUCGCAAGGAGCUGGCGGUCCAGCCGGAAGCCAGCCUCGGCCUGGCCAAGAAGCCGUCUCCAGUGGGCGGCGGCGAGGGCAAGAGGCGCCUGGGGAUGGUGGAGGAGGCCCUGGAGAGGGUGCACCUCAAGAGCCACGGCCGCAGGGACAGCUACAGCGACAGCACCGAGGGAGACGACGAGGAGGUGGAGGAGGCCUUCAGCCCCGCCCUGGAGCAGACCAGACAAGCCUGGGACCGGAGUAUCUACCAGACCCCCAGCGAGAGCCUGGGCCCCGGCCGCGUCGGCCAGCUGGAGAACCCCUCCGAGCUGGAUGACACCCUCCGCUCGGCCUACUACUCCCCUGACCUGUCUAUGUGCAGGUCCGGCCUGAGGUCCUCGUCCUCCCCCCUGACGCCUGAUCUGGAGGGCCCCCAUCAGGCCAUGAUCUCCUCCCCAGACACCCCCAGCCCACAGCCCCUCCCUCCCCCUCUGCCCACACCCCUCAAUCUCAUGAUGUCUACCAACGGCCAGGACGGGGAAGAGUUUGUGCCUGACGUGGAGGUCAAAGUGUCUCUGGUCAAGUCGGAUAAAGGGAGCCUGGGCUUCACUCUGACUAAAGGAAAUGACCUGGGCUGCUACAUCCAUGACAUCAUCCAGGAUCCGGCCAAGGGAGACGGCAGGCUGAGGCCAGGAGACCGAAUGAUCAUGGUGAACAACACUGAUGUGUCCAACAUGGGCCACACGGAGGUAGUGAACCUGGUGAGGGCGGCCCCCCGGGUGGUGGACCUGGUGGUGGGGAGGGUCCUGGAGCCCCCCAAGCCCCCCAUAGAGGCCCACCUGCUGCCAGACAUCUGCUUUCAAUGCCAGGACCAAACCCUGGGUCUGGUGCUGGACGGUGGGAGUGACAGUGCAUACGGGGUGCUGUUCAUCAAGGACAUCCUGCCUGGCUCUGCCGUGUCCGAGGAGGGCAGCCUGAGGCAGCUGGACCUCGUCCACUACAUCAACGGGGCUCCCACGGUGGACCUGACCCUCAGCGAGAGCACCAGACUGCUGGAGCUCUCGCUCAGAGACCUCGCGCUCAAGGCCACCAGGGAUGGAAAGCCGGUUUCCCCUGAGCAGAGAAGUAUCUCAUCUCAGAACAUCAGCAGCACAAACUUCUCCACGAGUAUGAAUGGUUAUCUCCAUGGAGACGAUUGCAGAGAUACAGAAGCUCUGUGUCCUUUAGAGGAGGAACUCAUUGACCUGGAUCUGAAGAAGCCUGUUUCUGGAGGCCUGGGCUUCUCUGUGAUUGGUGGAGAGAGGGGCAUCUUUGUAAAGUCCAUUACCCCUGGAGGAGUAGCAGACAACUCAGGCAGGCUGCAAGUGGGCGACAGGUUACUGAAGGUGAACGAGGACCUCAUGACAGGGGUGUCUCACACAAAAGCUGUCACCACCAUCCGGAAAGCCAAAGACCUCGUUCACCUGAUUGUGUCCCGCCCACCAGACCAGAACGCCAGCACGUACUUGGCCUAUCUCCCCAUCAGCUUAGACAAGUGCAACGGAAACAAUGAUGUCAGUGAGGACAGUGGAGUGAAGAUUAAAUUGUGUAGUCCUCCUGAAGACCACAAGACCACCAGCCUCCCUGAAAUACCACCAAUAGACUAUGAGGAGGAAGGAGAGAGGAGGCUGACUGAGCAGAGCGCUGAGCUGUCUGAGGACACCGACUGUGACGGCUUCUCGCUGCCUGAGGAUUCUCCUGAGACUUCCCGGAAAGCCGAAUGGGGAGAGGAGAGCGUGGACAAUCCCCGGAAUGAGAAUUACCUGCAGAUGAGCGCGGAGCAGCCGGAGGAGGAUGACAUCACGUGGGGCAGUGACGAGCUACCCAUCGAGAACAUCAACUCCAUGUUCACUGGUGAUGGACCAAUCAUUACUGAGGAUGAGCUGACCUCCCUCCCUCUGGUGAAAGUGGUCCCUGAGGGCCAGUACACAGGGCCCAAGCUCAGUACAGUAGUCCGUAUGCUGAGGGGCCUCCUAGAGCAGAAGGUCCCUCUGCAGGAGUUUGAGAACCUGCAGAAUCUGCAGCCCCUGGAUGACUGUUUGAUUGGCCAGACCAAGGAGAACAAGAAGAAGAACCGCUACAAGAACAUUGUACCCUUUGACACCACCCGAGUGGUUCUGGGAAAGGACGGAGGCUAUAUAAAUGCCAACUUCAUCAAGAUGCCAGUGAAAGAUGAGCACUUCAUGUACAUUGCCUGUCAGGGCCCCCUACCCACCACUCUAGGGGAUUUCUGGCAGAUGGUGUGGGAGCAGAAAUCCAACGUGAUCGCCAUGAUGACCCAGGAAGUAGAGGGGGGAAAGGUCAAGUGCCAGCGCUACUGGCCUGACACGCCCAGGACAGCAGAGAUGGUGGAUGACAGGCUGCAGAUCACCCUGGUCAAGGACCAGCACCUUGACAACUUUGUCAUCCGUCUGAUUGAGGUCAAAGACAUCCAUACCAAUGAGAUUCAGCGGGUUACUCAUCUGAACUACACAGGCUGGCCAGACCAUGGAACUCCCUCUCAACCCGAACAGCUGCUCACUUUCAUAUCCUACAUGAGGCACAUCCACCAUUCCGGACCUGUUGUCACGCACUGCAGUGCCGGGAUUGGCCGAUCUGGAACCCUCAUUUGCAUAGAUGUGGUUCUUGGCCUUAUCAGCAAAGAUGCUGACUUUGAUAUUUCAGAUGUGGUGAGAAACAUGAGGCUCCAGAGACAAGGAAUGGUCCAAACAGAGGAACAAUAUAUUUUCUGCUACCAAGUGAUCUUAUAUGUGCUUAGAUGUCUUCAAGCAGAAGAGAAAAUCUCAGGAUAGCGAAGCUGCAGUUCCCAUAACCCCUCCCCCCCUCCUGUGGAAGCUGAACCCCCACGCAGCACCUUUAAACACACACGCUACAGUAGCAGGGCUACCAUGUACAUGUUCUUACAUUGCCUUGAGUAUAUACUUUUCCACAAAAGUAAAUCUCAUAUUUUGAUUAUUGCUUUUGAGUUCCUUUCCCCUCUUUGGCUGCUACCACUCUUAAUGCAUUCAUGACAACUGUUGAUUUGGUUUAGUCCAUCACAAUUGAAUACUAUGUUUUUAUAGAUUCUUGGAUAUUAUGGUAUGAGUAUGAACGUGAUGAAUGAAUUCAUAUUUUAUGUGGAGAACGAUCAUUUGUAUUUUAAAAGCUAUUUGAUGCUGGAAUAUGCCUUGACAGAAUACUAUGACAGUAUUUGCAUUGUAAAUCUAUUAUACAGUAAUUGCUGACUGCCUGAGGUAAUCAAUGAAUUUAAAGUGUACAUAUUCAUCUCUUGAAUACUGUGUAUAUGUUUUAAAAUGUUACAUAAAGGAGAAUUUUCAAUUUGUAAAUAAAUGAGUCAAACAUU